Messenger RNA from Planococcus citri (citrus mealybug), 1072 nucleotides. RefSeq names its product ATP synthase mitochondrial F1 complex assembly factor 2 homolog l(2)k14505. Gene Ontology annotation, cellular component: mitochondrion. The record is from RefSeq and is a predicted model, not a curated record. Gene Ontology annotation, biological process: mitochondrial proton-transporting ATP synthase complex assembly. The transcript is spliced from 6 exons. NCBI's taxonomy places the organism in Eukaryota, Metazoa, Arthropoda, Insecta, Hemiptera, Pseudococcidae. Bases 166 to 996 code for a protein of 276 amino acids.
AAAUCAAUAAAAUGAAACAGCUGAUAAGAAAAGGUUAAAAUAAAAAAUUGAAAAUGAAAUAAAAAUCCUAUUAAAACAGAUUUAAAUCGAGGUAUUUGCAACAAUUUACAUGAAUCAAGAACUAUUUUAAAUCCAUCUCACUCCUUAUUCAACAAUACACCCGAUAUGAUGAGAACUCUGAGUUCAUUUUGUUGUAAAACAGCAUCAUCUCUUCUCAAAGGGCCAAAUCGAACACCUAAUCUUACAAGUCGCCGAUUCUACCCAGCUCUUCCGAAACGAUUCUACCGCAAAGCGAACGUAUUAUGCAAUGAAGACAACGUAUAUGAAAUCACACUAGAUCAAAGAAAGCUAAAAACACCUUCGGGGAGUGUGUUUAAAAUCAAUAAUGAACCUUUAGCAUUAGCUGUAGCCGCAGAAUGGGAUUCUCAAAAAGAUGUCAUUAAUAGAAGUGCUAUGCAUUUGACAGCUUUAUGUAACACAGUUAUCGAUAAUCCGUGUCAUUUAACUAAAGAAGAACUCGUUCCCAAGUUGUUGAGUUUUCUCGAUACAGAUGCUAUUAUAUAUCAUUCAGAAGAAGAAAAUGAAUUACAUAAACGUCAAGUUGAACAAUGGGAACCUAUUAUUGAUUGGUUCAAUCAACGUUACAAUGUUAAUAUUCAACCUAUUAGAGAUAUCUCGUGUACUUCUGUAGACGAUGAAAUCAAACAAUCAUUGGGUCGUCAUUUAUCUUCUUAUAGUUUUCCAUGUUUACAAGGUAUCGCAUUCGCGGUUGAAAGUCUGAAAUCUCUAAUACUAACGUUAUGCUGCAUCGAUCGUAAAAUCAGCGUAGAAACAGCAGUUCAACUAUCUAGAUUAGAAGAAGAAUUUCAAACUGAACGAUGGGGCAGAGUAGAAUGGAGUCACGACUUGAACAUGGUAGAUUUACAAUCCAGAGUAGCAGCUGCAAUCAUGUUCGUGCAUUUACACCUCGAAUCAUCGAAAACGAAAUCUAAAUAGAAGCUGAUCGGAAAUAAAAACGAAUAAAUUAUACAAUUAUGUACGCAAUGCAUUGAAAUUACAGCUCUAAAAAUAA